This is a messenger RNA of Piliocolobus tephrosceles (Ugandan red Colobus), 1240 nucleotides long. It is a transcript of the gene RHEX, whose product is annotated as regulator of hemoglobinization and erythroid cell expansion. Gene Ontology annotation, cellular component: plasma membrane. The transcript is spliced from 6 exons. NCBI's taxonomy places the organism in Eukaryota, Metazoa, Chordata, Mammalia, Primates, Cercopithecidae. The record is from RefSeq and is a predicted model, not a curated record. The coding region runs from base 195 to 731 and encodes 178 amino acids.
CUGACCUCAGUGACACAGAAGUUUCUGGGUAGGGGCUGGAGUCGGGUCGGGGAGGUGUUUCCAUUAGGGCGUCGCUGAAACACAGACUAGGAUCCGGCUGAGCUCAUAGCCCUGGGAUCUCCAGCACCCUGCCGGUGGCACUACUGGGAGACGAGGUGCCAGGGCGGUUCCCGAAAGUGCCUGAGCCCCAACUUAUGAGCAAGGAGCUCAUCAUGCUGACAGAGGUCAUGGAGGUCUGGCAUGGCUUAGUGAUUGCGGUGGUGUCCCUCUUGCUACAGGCCUGCCUCCUCAUCGUCAUCAACUACCUGCUCAGCAGGCAAAUUGUCCACCAGAGUGAACAGAUACUGAAAGCGGCCAGGCUUCAGGUCCCCAGGCCCAGCCCUGCCCACCAUCAUCCACCUGCUGCCAAAGAGAUGAAGGAGACUCAGACAGAAAGAGACAUUCCAAUGUCUGAUCCCUUUUACAGGAAUGGCAACGACACAUCCUCAGAUAGCUCAGACAGCUCCUGCAGUUCGCCUCCCGCCUGCCAGGACACCGAGGAUGUGGAUUACACACAAGUCAUCUUUUCAGCCCCUGAAGAACUAAAAAAUGACUCCACCCUGGACUAUGAGAACAUAAAGGAAAUCACAGAUUAUGUCAAUGUCAAUCCAGAAAGCCACAGUCCCAAUUUCUGGUAUUUUGUCAACCCUGCUCUGUCUGAACCAGCAGAAUAUAAUCAAGUGACCAUAUAAAUUCCAGAUAUUUUUAAUGGAGUCCAGUUCUCUACAGAUUCUUACAUUUAAUUUGUAGGGAAAUGCCAUUUUUCCCCCCUUAAACAAGGCAUAGAGCUCACAAGUCUAUGGAAACAGGCCAAAAAGAAUGUGGAGAAGAAAACUGACAAACACACAGAGGUCCCCAAGACCCAUGGACUCCUGGUCUGUACCCAAUAAAGGCUGUUUAUUCCUCAAAAACAAAAACAAGACUUGGGUGUGAAAACAGGCCUAUGCCCCGGCAAGAAAGAUUCAGAUCAGAUGUUAGGAAGAACUUUCAGGUAAAGUAUGAGAACCAUGGAGUCCAUUAGCAGAGACAGUGGUGAAGUCUCUCCCCAGGGAAAAUUUUAAAAAGGUUUAAUCAGCUGUUGUAGAGUUCUACUUGGCAAUCUCAUGGUUAAAUGACUUCUCUUUGAGCUCUUUAAUUAUUGGCAAUAAACAACUUCUUUAAAAGUUUUAAAUAAAAUAGCAACCACCACCAGUUCUUCUUU